This is a messenger RNA of Drosophila arizonae, 537 nucleotides long. RefSeq names its product HMG protein Z (gene HmgZ). Gene Ontology annotation, biological process: regulation of transcription by RNA polymerase II. NCBI's taxonomy places the organism in Eukaryota, Metazoa, Arthropoda, Insecta, Diptera, Drosophilidae. The record is from RefSeq and is a predicted model, not a curated record.
AAACGGCAGUGUACAAAAUAUAACCACGAGUCGAUAUAUCGACGAGGCCCGCAAUUAAAAACGCAAAUUUGGCGACAUUUUCGUACGGGUUACUCUGAGGGAGGCAACAAGUAGAACACUUUAUUUAAAGUCUACGUAAAUCAUACAAUAUCCAAGGCAAAGAUGAGCGGCGAGCGUCCGAAGCGUCCAUUGUCAGCGUACAUGCUGUGGCUGAACGAGAACCGCGAACAGAUCAAAAAGGAAAAUCCCGGCAGCAAGGUCACAGAUAUAGCCAAGCGAGGCGGUGAGCUGUGGCGCGGCUUGAAAGACAAAACUGAAUGGGAACAGAAAGCCAUCAAAAUGAAGGAGGAUUACAAUAAAGCGGUAAAGGAGUAUGAGGCAAAUGGCGGCACCGAUUCCGGUGCGCCCAAGAAGCGAAAGAAGAUGGCCGCCAAGCCCGCCAAGAAGGCCAAGAAGAAAGAGUCCUCCGAGGAGGACGAUGACGACGAAAGCGAGUAAAUUCACACUGGCCACGUUCGCAUCAGUUUUAAAAUACAU